AUGAGUUCGCAACAAGAUCCUUUCGAAUAUGCGCUGAAAUCGAACGAUGCAUGGGCAAAUUACAAAGGCCAUCAGAACCCAACCUUCUUCCCAAAGCUCGCCGAGGGGCAAUCACCUAGUAUCCUCUGGCUCGGCUGCUCUGACUCCCGCGUUCCCGAAACCACUCUCCUCGGCCUACAGCCCGGCGACGUCUUCACGCACCGCAACAUAGCCAACAUCCUAUCCCCCACCGACCUCUCCUUCCUCUCCGUGAUCGAAUACGCCGUCUCGCACAUCAAAGUCCAGCACAUCGUGCUCUGCGGCCACACGGGGUGCGGCGGGUGCCUGGGCGCGCUAUCAGACUCGCGGAUCGGCGGGGUGUUGGACGCAUGGCUCACGCCGUUGAAAGCCGUGCGCGCGGCCAACGAAGAGGAGCUGAAGGCUAUCGUGGAUGAGAAGGAGCGCGCGGGCAGACUGGCGGUGUUGAAUGUGCAGAGGGGCGUGGAGGUCUUGAUGAGUACGUGGGUUGUCGAGGAGGCGGUGCGAGAGCGCGGCUUGAAGAUCCAUGGCGUGUUGUAUGAUAUUGGCAUAGGCAAGAUCCGGGAUCUCGGGUUCGGGAAUGGAGAGGGCAAGGGUGUGCAUCAAACGGCGGAAGUGGAGGGGGAGCUUGUCAAGGGAAAUCAUGGGGAGCUUGUUUUUGUGGGUGGGGGCGCUAGUAUGGCUAUCCGGUGA
This is a messenger RNA of Lachnellula hyalina, 711 nucleotides long. Its product is annotated as Carbonic anhydrase. Gene Ontology annotation, biological process: cellular response to oxidative stress; cellular response to carbon dioxide; carbon utilization. NCBI's taxonomy places the organism in Eukaryota, Fungi, Ascomycota, Leotiomycetes, Helotiales, Lachnaceae. Bases 1 to 711 code for a protein of 236 amino acids. Gene Ontology annotation, cellular component: cytoplasm. The transcript is spliced from 3 exons. Gene Ontology annotation, molecular function: zinc ion binding; carbonate dehydratase activity. The record is from RefSeq and is a predicted model, not a curated record.